Messenger RNA from Amborella trichopoda, 1078 nucleotides. Lineage: Eukaryota; Viridiplantae; Streptophyta; Magnoliopsida; Amborellales; Amborellaceae. The record is from RefSeq and is a predicted model, not a curated record.
CGAUGAGAUCUGAUAAUUACGCGCAUGCACCCAUCCACUGUCAAAUUCCCAUCCCUACCUGAUGUGAUAGAUCACCUUCCAUCUCUCUCUCUAAAACCUUCUCUUCCCAUCUCUCUCAGAAUCUUAUUUCUUGCUCUCUGAAAAACUUCGUUGCCACAAAACAUUUCCUUUCCCGAAUCCAAAUUCUAUGAGUGGGGAGAGAGAGAUCCGUGAAGGCUGAAACUGGGACUGACACGGAAAUGGCGGUUAACCCUGCGUUAUUGAAGCUCUUACUCGCUCUCAUGGCCCUUUCUCUCUCUCUCUACAUCUUGGGUCCUCCCCUUUACUGGCACAUCGUAGAAGGAAUUGCCGCCUAUCGCCAUUCCUCUUGCCCUCCUUGCGUCUGCGAUUGCUCUUCCGAGCCUCUUCUAACCAUGCCUUCAGGGUUGAUCAACAUGUCGUUUGCAGAUUGUAGCAAACAUGAUCCUGAGAUGAGCGAAGACAUGGAGAAGAAUUUCACUGAUCUCUUGGCUGAGGAACUAAAGUUGCAAGAAGCUUUGGCAGUCGAGAACCAACAACACGCUGAUAUGGCCCUGUUAGAAGCCAAAAAGACGGCAUCCCAAUAUCAAAAGGAGGCAGACAAAUGCAAUUCAGGGAUGGAAACAUGUGAGGAAGCGAGAGAAAAAUCUGAGGCCACAUUACUCACCCAGAAGAAAUUAACAGCCAUGUGGGAAAUGCGGGCCCGUCAACUGGGAUGGAUGGCCAAGCAUGCAAAAUCGUAGACCCAGCCUUGUACAUCUGACCAUAUCUCGAGCUGUUGCAAAUUUCAGUCACCGCAAAUAAGGUGAUGGCUUUUGCUCUGAUACUUCUUAAGUGUUAUCUUGAGUUUUGUGUAAAUUUUCAGGCCACCCUUGAUUGGUUCCCUUUUAUGUGAUUCUUCUCUCCAAGGUAAUAUUUUUUAUUCAUUCUUCAUUCCUUUGGUGUUGAGUAGAACAGCUUAAUACUUUUCAAAUGUAAUCCUAUUUGAAAAUUUUGAAGAAGGCAGGUGACUGUUGCCUUUUGAAUUAGUAUGCAAGCAUUCCAAGCAGUUUUGGCCAUA